Molecule: messenger RNA, 680 nt
Organism: Blepharisma stoltei
Lineage: Eukaryota; Ciliophora; Heterotrichea; Heterotrichida; Blepharismidae
Source: the annotation of a GenBank genome assembly
AUGUUCAAGAACACAUUUCAAUCAGGCUUCUUAUCGAUCCUCUACAGCAUAGGCAGUAAGCCUCUUCAGAUCUGGGAUAAAAGUGUCCGGAACGGCCAUAUAAAGCGUAUUACAGAUCAAGAUAUACAAAGCUCGGUCCUAGAAAUCAUGGGAACUAAUGUGAGCACCACUUUUAUCACUUGCCCAGCUGACCCAAACCAAACCGGGCAUAAUAAAAUUCUUUACUUUUUUUAUGAAAAUUAAGAAUUUAAAUUAAAAAUAAUUUUUUUCAAAAUCAUUUACCUUAAACUCUAUGUACCAAUCAAACCCUUGGUAUCAAGCUUCCUUUCCUUGUCAUGAUCAUAAAAAAUCUCAAAAAAUACUUCACCUUUGAAGUUCAAGUCUUGGACGAUAAAAAUAUUCGCCGAAGGUUUAGGGCAUCAAACUAUCAAAGCACAACCAGGGUAAAACCGUUCAUCUGUACGAUGCCAAUGCGCUUAGAUGAAGGGUGAAACCAAAUUCAGUUCAACUUGUCUGAUUUUACGAGAAGAGCAUAUGGAACGAAUUAUAUUGAAACUUUAAGGGUGCAAAUCCAUGCUAAUUGUAGGAUGAGGAGAAUUUAUUUUUCAGACAGACUGUAUUCAGAAGAAGAACUACCGCCUGAGUUUAAGCUAUUUUUGCCUUUACAAAAGCAAGCGUAA